Molecule: messenger RNA, 3234 nt
Organism: Selaginella moellendorffii
Lineage: Eukaryota; Viridiplantae; Streptophyta; Lycopodiopsida; Selaginellales; Selaginellaceae
Product: cytochrome P450 704B1
Exons: 11
Coding region: 1010-2608 (532 amino acids)
Molecular function (GO): oxidoreductase activity, acting on paired donors, with incorporation or reduction of molecular oxygen; iron ion binding; monooxygenase activity
Source: RefSeq, a predicted model, not a curated record
AGAAUACAAGCUAUCUCUCUCUCUCUCUCUCUCUCUCUCUCUCUUAUGGUAAACCGCUGCGACACGUAUCGGCAUGCAAGUGAGCUUCGUUGGCGGAAUCUCCAGGCGUCAAGCCGAAAGCGUAUAACUCACUCGAGACCACUCUUUCUCGAAAGAGGAAGUUGCGACUUGCAGGACUGUAACUUGAUGCGGGAAGAGAGACUUUGGUAUUUGUUCAUAUCAACUUAACUAUGGUGGACCGAGGCUGGCCGUCAACGUCUCCGCGAUCGUUUCAAGAAACAAACAAAUCGGCUCGAAGACAAAAAUCAAAUUUCGCUGGUAGAUAUAUGUGCCAUCAAUGCUCCGAUUCUAUGAAGCAUCGCGAAGGAAGAAACUUGGCACAACGUUGACCUUCGCUCCGGUUUUAAUUCCGUGCAAGGAUGUUUUUGAGGACCAUCGUGUAGACCUUUGAUCCUUUGAUCAGUUUCGAAGGAUCAGAUCCACUCCAUAGUCAAUAAGCAAAAAUUUCUACCGCUCUUUCAAACAGGCGCUUCACGGUUCAAAGUGUUCUCAGUCGUCUGGCACCAUGCCCACCCCCAAAGGCAGGCUUCUUUGCAGGAAGUCCACCAAAGUUGAAUAUAUGUAAUGCGGGCGGACGGGAACCCAUAUAUAUAUUUUAGGGACGAGGUCGGUGUCUAGUGCUCUUUCAGCUGCUUAUUACUUAUCCUCGCCAGGUGCUUCUCGUAUGAUCUUCCAAAGAAUUAUUUUUAUAAUCACGCCCGCUGUAGCAAUUCUUUUGGUGUGGGUACCGCUUCUUCUGACCACUUCUGCUUAAGACGCUUAAUCCGCUGCCCGGGGAACGAUAUCACGCACAACGUCUUCGUCCUCGAGAAAAAGUUUCAGCAUAAACAGAGCUGCGAAACGAUUGGACAAUUUUCAAAAGGCUCGACGACUUCUCCUUCAACUUGGCGUGCUCCUCUGCUCUUCUUCAGCGGGAAAGGUCUUGUUUGGGGCGCGGCUCAGCACCGCUAUGUCGUCCACAGCAAGCAGCGACAUGAAUUCAAGCUUUAGCUCGAGCUGGGGACUUACGGCCGUGUUUCUAGUAGCGACGCUGGGCUGGUUUUUGGCAAUCUACGCACAACGAAGAAAAUAUCCUUCCUUCCUCACGAUUUUUCCUAUCUUCGGUUCUUCGUUGCAACUGGCUAAGCACUAUGAUCACAUGCACGAUUUCCUACUCGAAAAGUUCUUGCGCAACGAGACGCUCUACAAUUCCAAGACAUUCAGAGCGCCAAUGCCGACCUUCGACUACUACUACACAGUCGACCCCGACGUGGUGGAGCACAUUCUCAAGAACAACUUCGCGAACUAUCCCAAGGGUGACAAAUUUCACGAUAUCAUGGAAGUGCUUCUCGGAGACGGGAUAUUCAACUCGGAUGGCGAGGUGUGGAAACGGCAGAGGAAGACCGCAAGCUUUGAGUUCGCCUCCAAAAUUCUGAGGGACUUCAGCACGGUGGUGUUUAGAGACUACGCCGUCAAACUGGCGGAUAUCGUAUCGGGGUGCACGAGCAGAGGACAAAGCUUCGAUAUGCAGGACUUGUUCAUGCGGAUGACACUGGAUUCGAUUUGCAAGCUAGGAUUUGGAGUGGAGAUUGGAACGCUGUCCGCUUCCCUGCCGGAGAACAAAUUUGCGAUAGCGUUCGACAACGCCAACGCUUGGGUCACCAACAGGUUCGUCGAUCCCUUCUGGAAGGUCGGCAGCCUUCUUAAACUCGGCCGCGAGGCUCAGCUCGCAAAGAAUGCCAAGAUUGUAGACGACUUCACAUACAACGUGAUAAAGACAAGGCGCGCUGAGCUACAGGGAAAGUGCGCAGACGAAAAGAAGGCAGACAUUCUAUCUCGAUUUAUGCUGCUCAGUGACGAUCCUAAGAACCAGAUCAACGACAAGACAUUGCGCGACAUUGUGCUGAAUUUUGUCAUCGCCGGCCGCGAUACCACCGCUGUUACGCUCUCGUGGUUUGUCUACAUGCUGGCCACUCAUCCAGACUGCGGGGACAAGAUCUACGCGGAGCUGUGCAAGCUAGAGACCGAGGAGAUGUCAACGGCAGCAAUUAAAGCCAGCGAAGACACUACGACCGGGUCUCAAAUUUCAAGCUUCGCCAAGCUCCUGACGUAUGACUCUUUGGCAAAGCUGGCCUACCUUCACGCGGCCAUCACCGAGACACUCCGGCUAUUCCCAGCCGUGCCAGAGGACAUUAAAGGCGUGCUGGCCGACGAUACACUUCCAGACGGAAAGAAAGUGAAAGCCGGGGACCAGAUCAACUUUGUUCCGUGGUGCAUGGGACGGAUGGAGUCUCUCUGGGGAGAAGACGCUCGCGAGUACAAGCCCGAGAGAUGGCUCUCCAAGGACGGAGUCUUCCAGCCCGUCUCGCCAUUCAAAUUCACCGCAUUCCAGGCGGGUCCUCGAAUUUGCCUUGGAAAGGACAGUGCUUAUCUCCAGAUGAAGAUGACCGCCGCGACGCUCUGCCGAUUCUUCCGCUUCGAGCUCGUCCCGGGCCACCAAGUCAAGUACCGCAUGAUGGCAAUUCUCUCCAUGGCAAACGGCCUUUGCGUCACAGCGUCCGAAAGAUAGAAACCAAACAAUGCACAGAAGCUUAUAUACUUGUUUUGAGGGUUAGCUCCAAAAAAAGAAGGAAUCGGACAAUUGGCGGUGGCUGCGCGCGCCACGCGGGCUCUCCAUUUGCAUGGGGUUGUUUUAUAAAAUGGAGGGCUCGUUUGAAACGAAUCACUCGAUCCAUCUCUCUCGCAGUCUCUUUUUCCUCUCUCUUUUCUUUUUCUUUGUUUGAUCUGCGUGAUGGCCACCACUGUCAACACCUGUGACUGCACUGCCGGUUGCGCUUCCGGGUCUCCCUGCCCCUGCGGGGACGAUUGCAAAUGUGCUGCCACUGCGGCCAGUGGUGGUGCAACUUCCGCAACCGGACGAGGUGGUCACGAGGGGGUGUUUUGUGAGUGCGGCGCAAAUUGCAACUGCGAGACGUGUACCUGCGCCAAGAUGACGGCAUCCGGCGAGCCAUUCUGCAAGUGCGGCAGGACCUGCAGCUGCGAGACGUGCACUUGCCCUAAGCCAGUGCAAGGUUGAGCAGAAGCAGUACUGUGGUUGCCAUAAAAUAAAUAUGGUGUUUCCUUUGAUAAUCCUAAGAAAUGCUUUUGAAUAGAACUAUAAUAAUGAAAUAAAAACGAAGACCACUCUAUUUUAGG